AGGAAUCAUUCAUCAGAAAAGGGUGAUCUACGAGAAUGGAGAGGCUAUCGAGAGAUUCUGCAUUCAUGAUAAUGAAUUCUGCAAAUUAUGUUUAGAUUGAUAUAGUCUAGAUUGGACAAAAUUAAACAAAGCAACGGAAAAGUCCGGCGGGUCGCCGGCAUGACUAUGCCGCCGUCGCAAAAGCGCGGCGCUCCCCCCACCAUGAAGAGCUCAUCGUCGGGUCCUCCUUCAGAAAGCGGCUCCUCCAGCGCCAAACCCUCCUCCCCAAAUUCGUCUAUUGUUUGGGAGAGGACAGUGAAGAAACUAAGGCUAUCUAAGGCACUUACGAUUCCAGAUGGAACCACUGUCUCGGAAGCCUGCAGGAGGAUGGCAUCAAGGCGUGUUGAUGCUGUUCUGCUGACUGAUGCUAAUGCCUUGCUCUCAGGAAUUGUCACUGAUAAGGACAUAACAACCAGAGUUAUAGCCGAGGACCUGAGACCAGAGCACACAGUAAUUUCAAAAGUUAUGACAAGAAAUCCAAUUUUUGUGAACUCAGAUUCUUUGGCUAUUGAAGCUUUGCAAAAGAUGGUCCAAGGAAAAUUUCGGCACCUCCCUGUUGUUGAGAAUGGUGAAGUCAUUGCACUCUUAGAUAUCACAAAAUGCCUUUAUGAUGCAAUAUCAAGAAUGGAGAAGGCUGCAGAGCAGGGGAGUGCUAUUGCUGCGGCAGUUGAAGGUGUUGAACGUCAAUUUGGAAGCAGUCUCUCAGCAUCAUCGAGUUUUAUAGAAACACUCAGGGAACAUGUGUUCAAGCCUUCUCUCUCCACCAUCAUAUCUGAAAGUUCUAGAGUUGCUGUUGUUGCACCUUCUGAUCAUGUUCAACUUGCUGCUAAAAGGAUGCGUGAACUAAAGGUCAACUCAGCUCUUGUUAUGACAGGGAACAGCAUCCAGGGAAUACUCACUUCAAGAGAUAUACUGUACCGAGUUGUGGCCCAAAACCUCUCUCCGGAUCUGACUGUAAUGGAAAAGGUAAUGACGCCGAAUCCAGAAUGUGCGACCUUAGAGACAACUAUUCUUGAUACAUUGCAUAUAAUGCACGAUAGGAAGUUCUUACACAUUCCCGUUCUUGAUAAAGAUGGAUGUGUUGCUGCAUGUCUGGAUGUUCUGCAGAUAAGUCAUGCUGCAAUCUCCAUGGUUGAGACCAGCUCUGGCUCUGUUAAUGAUGGCCCAAAUACAGUGAUGCAGAAUUUCUGGGAUUCAGCUCUUAAUAUGGACCCCCCUGAGGAUUAUGAUACCACUAGUGAGGUAUCUACGUCUCAAUAUGUGGCAUCGGAGACUGUAGAUCAUCAGAAGUCCACAUACACAUCAGCUGGUCCUGAGAAUUCAUAUUGUUUCAAAUUUGAGGACCUUGAAGGGCAUGUCCACCGAUUUAACUGUGGCACAGAGCAUCUAGCUGAACUUGUUUCUGCUGUCGUGCAACGGACAGGUGCAUCCACUCGUCAGACUCGCCCUCGACUUCUGUAUGAAGAUGAUGAGGGUGAUAAAGUUCUGCUCACAACAGAUGGAGAUCUUGCCGAUGCUGUAAGCGGUGCACGGGCAGUUGGCCUAAAGGUUGUGAGGUUGCACGUGGACUAUAUUCGUUCGAAACAAGAAACAAGAAACGUGACAAGUGAUAUGGUGCGGCGAGUGGAAGCUAAUUGGACUCAACUCCACUAUGGAAUUCUCGGAGGAGCAGCUGUCCUCGCAAGCAUUGGUGUUUUGGUCUGCUUGAAGCGCUCUAAAACAUGAUAUACGACACGGUACACCGUUAGCUUCUAGCAAGCAUUUUCAAAUUUUCAUGGCCUGUAUGAGAAAUGAUCAACUGCGAGGUAGAGAGGAACACGAGAGAUGGAAGGUGGAAGCUUAACGAUUGUUUUUCUUAGGUAUGAUUAGUUUUUGGUGCAGAAAUAUAGAGUUACAUUGGUUGGUCUCUUUUGAUAUGAACAUGGAUAUUCAUAGGGCCUCUUAGAUUGGAAGAGUUCUGCAUAAUUUUGCCGAAUUGCCCACAGAGAUGAAAUGUAAUCACCAUUUUUUCUAUAUUUAUAUAUACAGAAGAGUAAGAUCAUAUUUCGCACUUGUCGUUAUGCUCGAUUAUUAAGGAGAGUCAGAUUUAAGUGUAAUAUUGUAUGAGUAACAUAUAAAUUCUGUACUAUUACA
Molecule: messenger RNA, 2172 nt
Organism: Salvia splendens (bonfire salvia)
Lineage: Eukaryota; Viridiplantae; Streptophyta; Magnoliopsida; Lamiales; Lamiaceae
Product: CBS domain-containing protein CBSCBSPB3
Exons: 14
Coding region: 160-1764 (534 amino acids)
Molecular function (GO): protein binding
Source: RefSeq, a predicted model, not a curated record